Molecule: messenger RNA, 2691 nt
Organism: Acaromyces ingoldii
Lineage: Eukaryota; Fungi; Basidiomycota; Exobasidiomycetes; Exobasidiales; Cryptobasidiaceae
Product: ARM repeat-containing protein
Exons: 5
Biological process (GO): phosphatidylinositol biosynthetic process; positive regulation of kinase activity
Cellular component (GO): endosome membrane; fungal-type vacuole membrane; PAS complex
Source: RefSeq, a predicted model, not a curated record
AUAGACGCCGCGCUGCAAAAGGCCCUCUUGGACAGGGUGUACGACAAGCGCAAGGCGGCCACCCUCGACCUCGAAAGGCAGGUCCGGGAGGCACUGGCCAAGAACGACCGAGCGCGCAUCAACGUCUUUGUGGAGCAGCUCACCUCGCUGCUCAACAGCAACCUGCCCUCGUCGUCGUCUUCCUCGUCCAACAGCCCGCAGAGCGUCAAUGCGCGCAACGGCGCUCUCAUCGGCCUGGCGGGCGUGGCCAUUGCCCUCGGCAUCGAAAUCGCCCCAUAUCUUCAGACCAUUGUCCCGCCCAUUCUCGUGUGCUUUGCAGAUCCUGACAGCAAGAUACGCUACUUUGCCUGCGAGAGCUUCUACAACAUCGCAAAGGUCUGCAAGGGCGAGAUUCUCAUGUACUUCAACGAGACCUUCGACGCUCUUUCCCGGCUCGCUGCCGACUCGGAGCUGUCGGUCAAGAACGGCGCAGAGCUGCUGGACCGGCUGCUCAAGGACAUUGUGUGCGAGGCAGCACCCCACUACGUGUCGCAGUACCAGGACACGGCCCUGAUCCGCGCUCGCCAGGACUCGUCCGAGGGCAACCUCGGCGGCGCUGCCGAGCUCGACGUGGCACGGGAAAAGGCGCACCACCACUCACAUCGCCACGACGCGGUGCGAGACGGCAGGCACGAGAUCGACGAAGACGGUGCUGGCGACGGCGGCGGAGAUAAAGUCUUUUCCCUCGCGCGAUUCGUGCCCCUGCUCGCCGAGCGCAUGUACGUUCUCUCGCCCUUUACGCGCAACUACCUCGUGAGCUGGGUCACUGUCCUCGACUCGGUUCCCGAUCUGGAGCUCGUCAGCUUCCUGCCCAGCUUCCUCGACGGCCUGCUCAAGUACCUCAGCGACCCCAACACCGACGUGCGCGUCGCCACGGCCAAUGUCCUGGCCGACUUUCUUCGAGAGAUCCGCGAGGCAGCAGAGGUGGCGCGGAUACGAGGCGAGGCGGAGGCGAGACGGGCACAGAAGGAGAAAGAGAAGCAGGCGCAGAGCCAGGAGCGGGUCGCAGCGGUGGACGAGGGUGCUGAAGAAGAGAAGAGGGAAGCAGAUGGAGAAGAAGGGCCCAAGGAAGGCGCAGAGGAGCACGAGGAAAAGGACGAGGCGCUAGAGGAGGGCGACGAGGACUGGAUGCCCGCGCCAGAGGUGCGCAUCGACUAUGCCGCCAUCAUGGAGAUCCUCAUCAACCACAUCACAUACCCAGACGAAGAGAUCCAGGCAACGACGCUGCAGUGGAUCGCAGAGCUCCUCGUCGUCAUCAAGGACGUCGUGGUGCCCUUUGUUCCCAGGCUGAUUCCCGCCAUCCUGCCCAGCCUGGCCCACCACAGCCCGGCGAUCCAGACGGCUGCCAAUGUGACGAAUGCGAAUCUGUACCAAGUCGUGCAGUCUCUCUCGUGGGCCACCUCGGCGUCGCUCUCGUCGCAGCCAGAGGCCGAGCCGAUCCCGUUGGCGAAACAAAAGGAGCGAGCGCCACUGAGCCAGGGUGUCGCCUCGCCACGCGUUCGGUCAUCCUCCAACGCGGACGACGUGGAGCCAAUCACCGGCGCCCUGGGCAUCUCCAUCGAUGGCACGGGAGAGGCAGGAGCUGGGCUAGGAGGCGAGGUGGCGCCCAAUGAUCCCUUUGACUUGCAGACGACGGUCAAUGUCCUGACGCUGCAGCUCAUCGACGAGCACGAGGAGACGCGCGUCACUGCGCUGGAGUGGCUCCUCAUGCUCCACCAAAAGGCGCCCCGCAGGAUCCUGUCCAUCGACGACGGUACCUUUCCUGCGCUCCUCAAGACGCUCUCGGACCCGUCAGAGGAAGUCAUCAAGUGCGACCUGCGCCUGCUGGCCCAGAUGUCGGGCGCCUCAGACGAGGCGUACAACUCGUACCUGGCCAACCUCGUGAGCUUGUUCAGCACCGACCGCCGGCUCCUCGAGGCACGGGGAAGCCUCAUCAUCCGGCAGCUCUGCACCUCGCUGCACACGGAGCGCGUCUUUCGCACCCUGGCAGAGAUCCUGGAGCGCGACGAGGAUCUCGAGUUUGCGUCCAUCAUGGUGACGAACCUGUCGAUGAUCCUCAUCACCUCGCCAGAGCUGAGCGACUUCCGCAAGCGGCUCAAGAAUCUCGACUCAAAGGACGGCUCGCAGCUCUUCAACAGCCUCUACAGGAGCUGGUGCCAUAAUGCCGUGGCGACAUUCAGCCUGUGUCUCUUGGCGCAGGCCUACGAGCACGCCGCCAACCUGCUGCCCAUCUUUGCCGAGCUCGAAAUGACGGUGGGCCUGCUGAUCCAGAUCGACAAGCUCGUGCAGCUCCUCGAGUCUCCCAUCUUUACCGCCCUGCGGCUCCAGCUCCUCGAGCCGGAUCGCCACCCGUUUCUGUUCAAGUGCCUGUACGGCAUCCUGAUGCUCCUGCCGCAGUCGUCGGCCUUUGCGACGCUGCGCAACCGCCUCAAUGCCGUCAAUGGGCUCGGCUACCUCAACGUCGUGCCGCGCGCCACGUCGGCCUCUGUCUCGUCGUCGUCGUCGGCAUCCUCUGCGGCCGCCACUGCCGCGUCCAAGAGCCGCGUCGGCUCGGGCAAGGACGACAUCAAGUGGGCCGAGCUGCUCACCCACUUCCGAGCCGUGCAGGCACGACACGAGCGAAGCCGGCGCGUCGCCCAUUCUGCAUCGUCU